This is a messenger RNA of Lytechinus variegatus (green sea urchin), 1706 nucleotides long. RefSeq names its product bombesin receptor-activated protein C6orf89 homolog. NCBI's taxonomy places the organism in Eukaryota, Metazoa, Echinodermata, Echinoidea, Temnopleuroida, Toxopneustidae. The record is from RefSeq and is a predicted model, not a curated record. The transcript has 7 exons. Bases 87 to 1145 code for a protein of 352 amino acids.
CUUGCUUGCAGAUCCAGUUCAGAAUUCAUCUCAUUUUGGACCGAGGACAUAUUGAAUUGAUGAAGGAUUGAAGAACUUGUCACACGAUGGCAGAACGCCAGCCACGUACCCGGACGCAAAUUCUAAAGGAGAGUGUGGAGGAGAAAAUCAACCACUUCAAAAACCUUGCAAGCCAACAAGGUCUGACAAGAUCCGACAUCGAUGACUGCAUCAUUUUAGCACUCAAGGCUAACAAAAGACAGUCAAAACCGGCUUCAAAAUUAUGGAGAAAUCUAGCUCAAGGGACAAUCAUCUUUUCAGUCAUCUUGCUCUGUCUAUGGGUUGUAAUCAUUAACCACAAACCAACCAAGCAAUUCUUUGAACUCCUGUUUUUUAAGACGUCUUAUCCGGUAAUGAGAGCUGUUCGAUUGUUAAGUCUACCUCUUGCAAGGAGGGUCGAUUUAAGUUACAUCUAUUACUCAGAAUGUGCCUUACCGAACCCCCUGUAUCAUGGUGCUACUGAUUUUCCCGACUGCUAUCCAUGCACAGUUGUGUCUAGUAUUGAAGUCAUCGAAGGUGCUUCAGGCUAUUUUAGUUUCGGACGUCCUUUCAUGUUUAAGGAUCCAAAAGUCAAUCAGUUCACAUAUGACGAGCUACAGACAUGGCACAGUAAAAACCAGAAGAUUUUCAGCCAAACCAGAGCGGAUCAUAUUCAAUCUUCCAAUCCAUUUGUGCAUUCAACAGCUGAUGUAUUUACAGAAGAGAGAGUUGAGGAUGAUCUUGAACAGUCUCCAUUUUCAUUUGAGUGGAGAGUAGCCAGUGCUGGUAGUGUGCGUCUGGUAAGGAACCUUUGUGGUAAACCGAGCUUUAUUCCUUCUGGGUCAGAGGUCAUUCCUGAGAUGUUCCUCGUCAUCGAUUCUUCCUCAUCUUAUCCUCAUAAUAUGCCUAAACCGUCUUUCCCUGGCUAUGCCUGGAUAUCACAAUCUCACGGAUCAAGAGAGAUAGUCUUGUCUCCAGUCCCACAAUGCAAGAACAACUGCACGGACGUCUCACUCUUACUGGAACCCGGCAAUGUUUUGUUCCUUGAUACAAGAUACUGGGAGCUUCAGUCCUUUCCAUUCGGAGAUGGCGGCAUCAGCGUGUCCUGUCUUGGCUCCUUUGCAUGAUCAGGGCAGUGUCUAACUAAGAGUUACGGUUGAUCCAGUCAAUUACAAUUGAUUUUUAAAAAAGGAAAUUUGCACAAAGUCCUUUGUAAGCAAAGAGAAACACAGUGAAAUUUUCAAGAAAACAAUGAAUGCAGGAAUAUACGUCAAAGCUAGAAAAUAUUUUUAAGUAACCAAACAAGCAGAACAGACGUUGUUGACGUUGCUGGCCGUCCAUAGUUGAGAUUGAUUGGAUCAAUCGCAUCUCUUUGUAAGAUGGGGGCCCAGAGGUAUCAUCCCAGUCUAAGCUUGAACCUUCAAUAGUUGAUGCGUAAACUGGGAUGACCAGGGCCCCGUUGUACAAAGAGUUGUGCUUGAUCCGAUCGAUCGCAUCUAUGGACAGCCAGCAAUGUCAACAUCUAUUAUGCAUGUUUGUUCAAAAUAUUAUCUAGGUAUGAUGUACAGUCGUCCUCAAAUUUAUUCAUACCCUUGUUGAUAUUUGUGAUUUUUCAUGUUUGUGAUGAAAUGUAUGCAUUUUAUCAAGUUUCUCUAUGAUUUAUGUGUGACCGACUACAUGUAGUGAAA